GAAGCAACUGUAGCAAAUGGACGAAGAAAGAGCCUUCGGGAGCUUCGAGGAAUGAAAAAUAGACCAUACCAACUUUACGUUUAUCGUUGUCGAAAAUGGCAAGAGACUGCUUCCACUAAGAUAGUUCCUGGUGAUAUUAUUUCAGUGACUCGAUCAUCGGAACCUGAUCUUGUAGUUCCUUGUGAUGCACUAGUGUUGAAUGGUAGUAUAGUUGCAGAUGAGUCUUUGCUAACUGGUGAGUCUAUUCCUGUUGUGAAGGAUGCGUUAAGUUUAGUUUCUGAAACCAAUCCUCGACGUCCAUUGAGUAUGCGUGGAGAAGAUAAAAAUUCUGUUAUUUUUGGUGGAACGAGAACGCUACAAGUCGUUGUAUCGGAAUCCUUUUCUUUAAAGGCACCAGACAAUGGAGCCAUCUGUUAUGUCUUAAGAACUGGUUUUGGUUCUGUUCAAGGAAAAUUAAUGCGAACUAUUUUAUUGUCUACUGAAAAGGUAUCGGCAAAUGCCAAAGAAGCCGCAUUUUUGAUUCUGUUCUUGUUAUUCUUUGCUUUGGUUUCAUCAGCAUAUGUAUUGAAAAAGGGAUUGGAAAGUCAAGAACGUAACCGUUUUGAGCUUUUAUUGCAUUGUAUAUUGAUUAUUACUUCGGUGGUUCCGCCAGAGUUGCCUAUGCAAUUGGCAUUGGCCGUCAAUUCUAGUUUAGUUGCUUUGACCAAAGAAGGUAUCUUUUGUACAGAGCCAUAUAGGAUUCCUUUUGCAGGAAUGCUUGAUAUUUGCUGUUUUGAUAAGACUGGAACUAUUACACAGGACAACUUGAGAUUGAAUGGCUUUUGUUUGCCUUUUCAUAAAGAGAAUGGAGAAGAGGUGACUCCUAGUCAAGAAAUGGAGGAUAUUCGUUGUUCUCUCAAUCCCAUUUAUAUGGCACCUGUUGAUACACUUGUCGUGAUUGGAGGUUGUCACUCUGUCACCUGGAUGGAUGGGGAAUGGAUUGGAGACCCUCUGGAGACAUGUGCUUUGAAGUCAUUGGACUGUUCGUUGAGUAAAUCGAAUGUUUGCACUCUCAAGUAUGGACAAGACUCUUCAAAGAAGUUAUCCAUUCGAAUUGUGCAUCGUCAUCGCUUUUCCUCAGCCUUGCAGAGAAUGAGUGUCAUUGCUCAAGUGGACUUACCUUUUUCAAAGCAUUCCGAAUUGCGAAUACUUACUAAAGGAUCUCCUGAAGUUAUAGGUCAAUUAUUAAAAGAACCUGUUGAUUCCAUGUCGUGUAGUACGGCAGCUGCAAUGGAACGAACUAAAGUUGAGAGUAACUUGAAAUUUGCAGGAUUUGUUGCAUUUGAAGCUCCUUUGAGAAAGGAUUCUAGGAAAGCUUGUCGUGCUUUGAGAGAUUCUUCACAUAAGGUUUCUAUGAUAACUGGGGACUCUGUCUUGACGGCAGUUCAUGUUGGUCGUCAAGUAGAAAUGAUUGACAGACCUUGUUUGAUAGCGCAAGUUGCUCAACAUUCACCGACAGAAUUGGAAUGGAUUUCUGCAACCUCAGGAAAGCAUAAACGUCACUAUCGACCAGAUCAGUUGAAAGCACUUGCAGAAAAAUAUGAUCUUUGUAUUUCUGGAGAGGCUUUUGAGUUGGCUGCCAAUUUGGAAAUUGAAUUUUAUCAACAUCUUUCCUGUUUCCGUAUUUUUGCUAGAAUGAAUCCCAAUCAAAAGGAAAGAAUACUUACAGCGUUGAAAGAUAGUGGUCAUAUCACCCUCAUGUGUGGUGAUGGAACCAACGAUGUCGGUGCUUUGAAACAUGCACAUGUUGGAGUUGCUUUAUUAUCGUUUCCUGGAAACAGUAAACCAGCUAUUGGUAAAGAAACGAACAAUAUGCCUACUCAGGCUUCUGCUUCUUUGGAUAGUAAUAAACGAAGUAGGUCAAGAACAGAGGUUUCUAUGUUAUCUAGGAAGGAGAAGAAUGUAUCCAACAGCAGCCAGAAAGGUUCUGGAGGGAUAUCUGAUUUGGGAAGUAAUCAAUCGGAUUGGUUGAAGAAGUUAGAAUCAAUGCAACAAGAGAGUGGAGAAGAUGAAGUUCCUCUAGUGAAGUUAGGAGAUGCAUCCAUUGCUUCACCUUUUACUUCUAAGAACAUGACCAUUGAUUCUUGUCUUUCCAUUGUCAGACAAGGCCGCUGUACUUUAGCAACAACUAUGCAGAUGUAUCAAAUUAUGGCUUUGAAUUGUCUAGUCUCUGCUUACAGUCUUUCUGUGUUGCUCUUACAAGGCGUGAAGUUUGGAGACAAACAAAUGUCAACUACAGGUUUUCUAUUUGCUAUAGUAUUCUUUUUGAUUUCGAGGUCGAAGCCUCUAAAGAAGUUAUCUAAAGAAAGACCUCCCAGUUCGAUAUUUUCAGCCUAUAUGUUUACUUCGAUGAUGGGACAGUUUAUGAUACAUACAGCAGCAUUGGUAUUGGCUACUUAUUUUGGAAAGAAGCAACUUCCCGUGGACUUUGUUGUCAACGUUGAUGAUACAUUUAGUCCCAAUAUAGUGAAUACGAUGGUAUUUUUAGUUUCUACUGCUCAACAAGUUGCCAUAUUUGCCAUCAACUAUCGUGGCUAUCCAUUCAUGGAAGGACUUUUUCAAAGACGUAGCUUGUGGAUAUCCUUAGCCGGU
Molecule: messenger RNA, 2631 nt
Organism: Galdieria sulphuraria
Lineage: Eukaryota; Rhodophyta; Bangiophyceae; Galdieriales; Galdieriaceae
Product: calcium-transporting P-type ATPase
Exons: 2
Cellular component (GO): membrane
Molecular function (GO): ATP hydrolysis activity; P-type transmembrane transporter activity; ATP binding
Source: RefSeq, a predicted model, not a curated record